Molecule: messenger RNA, 2253 nt
Organism: Coniosporium apollinis CBS 100218
Lineage: Eukaryota; Fungi; Ascomycota; Dothideomycetes
Exons: 2
Coding region: 1-2253 (750 amino acids)
Source: RefSeq, a predicted model, not a curated record
AUGGCAUCCUCACUCCUCGCGACAUUGGGCAUGCUUGUUCUGGCUAUUGUCAGUCCCAUAACACCACUAGGAUUAUCGACACAUGUCGGGAGUGCUUCGCCUAGAUCAGUUACUUUCAGCUACGUCCCAGACACAUCUCCAAUGGGGCAAGCAACCAUAUCACACGCGGACUACGUUAACAAUCGGCUGUGCGGUGCUUUCCUUCUGCUGAAUUGUCCUGGUAGCUGGGCUGGCUACGAUACAACGAGGAACGAGACUGGCUGGUAUGCCAACUCAAGCACCCUGGAUGCCUACAUGUCCUCCACCAUAGCUCCUAACAUCACCGAAGUCUUCACGAGCGGCACCAACGGAGACGGAAGCACAGUAUCAAGCGUGUUUGAUAUCGCAUGGAGGUCAUUCAUAGUCUACGGUAACGCCACCGCACCGGCAGAGAAUGAGUCCCAAUGGGUAGAUCACGGCAGAUCGCGGGCACGGGGGAGCUUCCAAUAUUCCCAAUCUUUCAUCCUAAACAACCGAUACGAGGCUAUUGAAGGGCUAAUAGUCGACACGAUUUCGGGAGCAAUCGGGUUCCGCAACCAUACUAUGCCACCAAGUUUGGAUACUGGUUUUGAGUGGAGCGAGACUCUUCUUUGGAUUGAGCCGGAAACGAUAUGUGUAGACAUGAACCUCACCCUCGAUUAUUCGAUAGCAUCGCCAAAACAACCCGGAUCGGCCUUGGAUGCCCGUCUAACGGACCAUGGAGGCAUCUCCAAUAUAACACGGCAUUACCCAUACUUGGAUCUUAACCAAUCCCAAACCCGGCCCCUGCUCUAUGAGCGGGCUUGGAAAGGAGCAGUGACAACAAACUCCAACCUCAUGACCUACUAUAACUUAACCCGAAAUGAGACCUUCCUCGGGCAGACUUUUAAGUUGUCCGGUCCGAUUGCGGGUGUUUACAUAGCGCCUAAUAGAAUCUCUGCAUCUGGUUUCGGUUCUAGCAGCAUGAUACAAAUGCCCAGCCCUCUAUAUUUCGACUCGAGUAGCGUCCGACUCAACGAGACGCUAAGCAGCAACUACACGCCCAAAUAUAUUGACGCAAGUAUCACGACUCGGGGAUUUGGGGGACGUGACAACAUCAGUAUCAAUACGAUCAUGGUGGCCACUGGUAUGAUUCUAGGGGCGGGAAUCCAGGUUGAUAAUUCCGGCAAUCGAAUACCAAGAUCAGGAAGUGUUCGUUUGGAUCCAUUCACCAAUUGGACUCACCCUCUCUUCUCCUGCGCCACAGCGUUAAGGGCAUCCAUAAAGAACGUUACCUUUCAAAGCAACGGUGCUUCACUUCUACCAAAUCUCAACAUAAAAGCGAUAGGGCCUCCAUCGUAUCCCUCCGACGAUACGCAGCCCCUCUGGGCGGUGGAGAAACCCGGCCUCUUAAUCGGAGAUGUGAACCCAUUCUGGGGUCUUAUAUCGCCCGACCAUGCUUCCUCUCCAUACUUGGAGACUGUGCAAAAGGAGUUUCUCUACUUACCAGCUGGCUCUGCAGCGUCUGGGGGGAUAGGCACCAUGAGUGGCGACGCUAGUGCGGGUGCAAGCGCUCCAAUCGGUGCGCUAAAGAAUGCCUACGAUAUAACCACGAGAGAUACAGUAGACUAUUCUGGCGCCACUAGCUACCCUUUGUUCCUCAAGUGGCAGUCGCUGUCUCGAAAUGCGUCUAGUGCUGGAUCGAUCAUCAACCUCAUCUGGACGGACAUCAUGGCCAAUGCUGUUGUUGGGACGAAAAGCGUACUCUCUCGUCCCAACACAACCGACCUGACCUCUGUUAUGGUAUAUGCAACACCAUUCGAGCAAUCCAUUCGUUACAACUUUAUCUACGCCAUCCCAGCCUUCUGUUUUGCAUUGUUGUAUCUGGCUUUGUUCCUCACUUGUGUUCUGUUGUUCGUCUUCGGACGUAUCUCCCUACGCACUCUCCGUAUGCUCCUCAACCAUACAGCUGCAGGCCGCGCGGCCAUCACUGAAAGGCAUCCAGAUGCGGUGCAGGUUAAUGCAGGAACUAGAGAAUGGUGCAGUACGCUUGGGAAGGAGGAGAUAAGGAUCAAAAAGAGUAUGGCGCGUCAGGAGAAUAAGCCGUUGAAUGGGAUCUACUACUCGAGUGUUCAGCAAAGCGGUGUGCUGACCGAGUCGGGUCCCAAGUCGGAGAGCAAUAGCCAGGAUGGUUUAGCAUGGCAAGAGCAGGCUGGGCAGAAGAUACCGGAUGCUGUGGUUCCUCAGCGCAGAUGA